CGCCGACCCCGCAGAGACCGCCGAGCAGCCGAGCAGACGCCGCGCGCACCCCGACACAGGAAGCACACCCGGAAUGUCACGAGCCCUGCUGAUGCUGUGUCCCGCCCUCCUGGUCCUGCUGGCGUGUCUUGAGCGGGCCGCCGCAGACGACGUCAUCAUGGAGAAGAGGGAUAUGGACUCGCCGUUCCUCAAUCGAUUGUUUGAAGCAAAAAUGAAGAGACCCUUCUGCAACGCCUUCACUGGGUGCGGCAAGAAGCGGUCGGACGAGAGCGUGGGCACGCUGCUGGAGAUGAACUCUGAGCCGGCCGUGGCGGACCUCAGCCGGCAGAUCCUGUCCGAGGCCAAGCUGUGGGAGGCCAUCCAGGAGGCGCGCGCAGAGCUGCUCGCCCGCCGCCGCCAGCACGAGAUGCAGACGAACCGGCUGGCAGACUUCUCUCGCCCACUGGCUGUUGCGCAGUACCGCAAGAAGAGGGCAGCUGCCCCGCCCACUCCUGUGCAGGGCAUGAAGCCGUGGCGCCGGUAGACGGAGCGCGGCCCGGUCCCGCCAGCGGUGGCAGCUACCGCCACAGCCCGGCACGGCGACCCACCGCACCGCACAUAUCUAGAGAAGAGAAAGCACUCGUAGUGGCCCGCUACACUGACCCUCACCCUGCCCUGUACUGUAAAUAAAGCAUCGGACGCAGAUCUCGUGUGCUAGUCAUUUGUAACCUCCCCAUCCAUUCGCCCUGCAUCCCCAGUAAACUUCUGGGUGUGGAGUUCUGUUCCUCUUAUGUUAUAGAGGAGUUACGCACUGUCUCUAGUAAAUGUCGUUUCCUAAUAUUGUAAUGUUUACUUGUGUACUCUGCAUGCAUAAUAAAAUACGUUCCUGUACUGUAA
This is a messenger RNA of Schistocerca nitens (vagrant locust), 876 nucleotides long. RefSeq names its product cardioactive peptide (gene CCAP). Lineage: Eukaryota; Metazoa; Arthropoda; Insecta; Orthoptera; Acrididae. The transcript is spliced from 6 exons. The record is from RefSeq and is a predicted model, not a curated record. Bases 74 to 523 code for a protein of 149 amino acids.